GCUCUCGGUUUGCACCCGCCCGCGGGCUCUCCCACUGCUGCCGUGGCUGCUCCGUGGCGUCCUGAUCCGGCUUUUGGCACGGCCCGCGGCGACGGCCCCACGGGCACGCCGGACUUCCCCAGCAUGGCCGCGCAGGCAGCCGACCCCGUGCCGCGCGUCUCGCUGAGCUCUGGCGCCGGGAUGCCGCAGAGCGGGCUGGGGUGCUGGCGCGCGCCGCCAGGUGAGGUGGAGACCGCCGUGGCGGCCGCGCUCGACCAGGGCACGCGGCACCUGGACUGUGCGGCCAUCUACGGCAACGAGGAGCUGUUCGUGACGAGCAAGCUGUGGAACACCGAGCACGCUCCUGAUCGGGUGCGUCCUGCAUGCAUGCGCACGCUUCAGGACCUGCAGCUGAAGUAUCUCGACCUGUAUCUCAUCCACUGGCCCUUCGUGACCUACGACCACGGGAUCGAGCGGGAGGAGGGUAUGGAGGAGGUGCAUUUCACAGAAACGUGGCGCUCAAUGGAGGCGCUGGUCGAAGAAGGACUGGUGCGUUCAAUCGGUCUUUCCAACUUUAACUCGUCACAGGUGCGCGAGAUCCUGGCACUCCCUGGUCUGAAGGUCAGGCCUGCCGUGUUGCAGGUGGAGUGCCAUCCGUACCUGGCACAGAAGCGCCUGCUGAGUUUCUGCCAAGCGGAAGGCAUCGCGUUCACAGCUUAUUGCCCGCUCGCGAACCCUGCGGCGCCUGAGGGGAUGCGCAUGUUUGGCUGCGAGGGCGGAUGGCGCGACAGAUCAGUCAUGGAGGAAGCCGUGGUCCUCGAGGCUGCUGCAGCACACGGCCGGACGGCCGCCCAGGUGGUCCUGCGGUGGAACGUGCAGCGCGGUGUGAUCGUGAUCCCCAAGACCAAGAGUCCCGCUCGUCUGCUCGAGAACGCGGCGAUCUUCGACUUCGUCUUGAGCGAGGCCGAGAUGGCAGGCAUUGACAAGCUGGACGCCGGGCCGUGGUGGGCCGCGCUGGCGCUCCUGGCCACCGCGCCGCGGCGCCUGCUGUGCCAGGAGCUGUGCCCGGCGGGCGCCGCCUCGGCCUCGUGCAGGCCCGGAGGCGACGGCGCCGCGGCCGAGGCGCAGGUCGAGGCAGAGGUGCAGGGGGCCGAUUUGCUGGCUCAGGAGCUCGCGGAGCUGGAGGACUUCAUCCGCAUGGGCGAGGGCCGCAUCGCUCUCCUGAAGGAGCUGCGGGCCGCGCUGCGGUCGGGGAAUGCAGACUCCCCGGGUGUUCCGGCUGGGGUGCUGCGGGAGCCGCUGCCGCUGCUGUCGGAGGUGCGCGUGGACCCGCACGCCUCCCCGGUGGCCAUCCCAGAGGACUUCUUGGUGUCGAAGGCCGUGCUCCCCCAGGACGAGCCCGUGGGGCUCGUGAAGUUCCUGCCUCUGCGCAGCCCGAGGGCGUCCUCCAGCUCUUCCUCCUCCAAGCACCACGUCGAGAUGCCCUCCGCGCUCCUCAUUGCCGCUCAGAGUGACGGCAUAGUGAGGCUCUACACGCCGCCUGGCGACAUGGUGCUCGAGUUCGCCACGGGCCACGACCACCCGGUCACACAGCUUGCCUCCUCUCUCUCGCACGACGAGUAUCUCGUCGUCACCGGCGAUGCGGGCGGAGGCAUUCGGGUUCACAGGAUCUCCGUGCGGGCAAGGCGGCUCACCAAGGACCAGAAGAAGGCACGCCGUGCCUCCAUGGAUGAGAAGGUCUCCCAGUACAUGAACGCCGAGGUGAACGUGACCGCCCAGCUUCAGAGGCAGAUGCAGCUCCCGGCCGACGGCGAGGGCAAUGUGCCGGCCAUGACCGCGCUAGUGAUGGCCUCCCAGGGUGGCACCAAGUACUUCAUGGCAGGCGACUCGGCUGGCCAGGUGAGCGUCUUCACGAAGAACGGGACCCUCCGCGCUCAGAUCGACGUUGGUGAUCCGGGCGGAGCUGGUGUUCUAAGCCUGCACGCGCAGCUCAGCAGCGUGCUCUUCCGGGCGGAGGGCCAGUGGGGGUACAUCGACAUGGAGAAGAUGGUACCGCGGCCAGUGUCGUGCCCGCAGCUCGACGGCCGCGUCGUGGCGGCAGUGCUCGACAGCCAGAUGGCCUCUCGGGCGAUGGUCGUCGACGAGACGGGGGUGACCUCGAUCUAUAGUGUGAAGAACAAGAAGGACUGCUCCCUGGAGCUCCGCUUCGAGGCGGCGGCGACGGGCGGGCACCCUGGGUCUGUGCAGCUCGCCUCCGUGCGCGGCUUCGCCCUGGCGCUGCGCCAGGGCGAGGGGCGGGCGUCGUUGACGGCCCUGAACGUGAGCCAGGCCGGUAAGCGGGCGGGCGACCUCAGCCCGCCGACCCAGUCGGUCGUGUGGAGCCAGGACCGCCCACCCGCUCGCGCCUGGUCCGUGCACAAGCGCCAGCAGCAGGGCGACCUGCUCGCCUUCCUCUCUGAGGAUGGCACGGAGAUCGAGAUCAUGGAGUUGCUGAUGGUUGUGCACACGCCUCCGAGCCGGGACACCUUCAGCGACUUCAAGAUGCCCGUCAUUGGGGUGGCAAUAGUGCUCGUCCUGGGCUACCAGUUCCUGAAGAAUGGGGGCAAGCUCGGCGUGGGGAGGAAAGCCGGCGGCCUCGGCAACCGCGACUUCAGGUCAGUUCUGAACAAGAGGAAAGGAGGCAUCGGCGGUCUCGGUCGGCGCGGCCGGUGA
Molecule: messenger RNA, 2691 nt
Organism: Prorocentrum cordatum
Lineage: Eukaryota; Dinophyceae; Prorocentrales; Prorocentraceae
Source: the annotation of a GenBank genome assembly